Molecule: messenger RNA, 1005 nt
Organism: Ochotona princeps (American pika)
Lineage: Eukaryota; Metazoa; Chordata; Mammalia; Lagomorpha; Ochotonidae
Gene: HIKESHI
Product: heat shock protein nuclear import factor hikeshi
Exons: 5
Coding region: 382-858 (158 amino acids)
Biological process (GO): protein import into nucleus
Cellular component (GO): nucleus; cytosol
Molecular function (GO): Hsp70 protein binding; nuclear import signal receptor activity
Source: RefSeq, a predicted model, not a curated record
UGAACUGGCAGAAAGGGAAGGGUCAGAGGUCGUCGGGGCAGAAGGUGUUCCUGCCGCUGGCCCAGUUGCUAUGUAGUGGAGAGGCGGGCGCUUUCUCUUAAGUUCUGGAACGUUCUUGGGCUCGACUAGGGCAGAAUCUCCAGGAUUCCUAGCCGCCGGCGUCAAGUCCUAGCCGGCCGAGGAGAGCCGCCGCCGCCAUGUUUGGCUGCCUGGUGGCGGGGAGGCUGGUGAGGAUGGGGCUGGGUGAUCUAAGGAAGAGGUCAGGAUGCUGAGGGCGAGGUUCCGGGCGUGGAGGUACAAACAGCUGCACAGCAAGUAGCAGAGGAUAAAUUUGUAUUUGACCUGCCGGAUUAUGAAAGUAUCAACCAUGUUGUAGUUUUUAUGCUUGGAACAAUUCCGUUUCCUGAAGGAAUGGGAGGAUCUGUCUACUUUUCCUAUCCUGAUUCAAAUGGAAUUCCUGUAUGGCAGCUCCUAGGAUUUGUCACAAAUGGGAAGCCAAGUGCCAUCUUCAAAAUUUCAGGUCUUAAAUCUGGAGAAGGGAGCCAACACCCCUUUGGAGCCAUGAAUAUUGUCCGGACUCCAUCUGUUGCCCAGAUUGGAAUUUCAGUGGAAUUAUUGGACAGUCUGGCUCAGCAGACUCCAGUAGGCAAUGCAGCUGUAUCCUCAGUUGACUCAUUCACUCAGUUCACACAAAAAAUGUUGGACAACUUCUACAAUUUUGCUUCAUCAUUUGCUGUCUCUCAGGCCCAGAUGACACCAAGUCCAUCUGAAAUGUUCAUUCCAGCAAAUGUGGUUCUGAAAUGGUAUGAAAACUUUCAAAGGCGACUGACACAGAAUCCUCUCUUUUGGAAAACAUAAUUUGAAUAAGGCACUAUAUGACAGAUCCUAAAAUCUGUCAUGUUUGGAAGAUCCAUUUGAAAGUAUGAAGACAAAAGAAUCAUGAAAUCUAAGUGUAAGAACUGUUUAGUGACUGAAGCAAUUAAAAUCUUUAUAAAAAAUUUAAAA